AAACAUUUUAUUUACAGUAAUAAGGUCUCCAAACUAUUGAGUACACAAUGUGCUAACAUACAAAAUUCAAAUAUUCAACAAAAACAAUUCACAUCCAGCUGUUGCUUUAGUGUUUGUUUACAUAGAUGACACAAAGGUGUUUUAUACAGCUGAGUUGACCUGUGUCUAUGUGGAUUAGGCGUGUGCGUGUGUGUGUGUGUGUGUGUGUGUGUGUGUGUGUGUGUGUGUGUGUGUGUGUGUGUGUGUGUGUGUGUGUGUGUGUGUGUGUGUGUGUGUGUGUGUGUAUUUAGAAAAUGUUUUAUCAUGCAGCAGGUUGAGACAUUUGGCCUAUAAACAUACAUUUUUUUCCAGGUAUGAUGAAUUUGAAGGAGUACUUCCAACGGAUCGGUUUCCAUGGCCGUUAUGAUAAAGUGGAUCUCCCAACCCUGACGUUGAUCCACAAACUGCACGUCAUGUCAAUUCCUUUUGAAAACCUCAGCAUUCACUGUGGUGAGAGGAUCACCAUGGAUCUGGAGCUGAUUUUCAAUAAGAUUGUGAGGAGUUGUCGGGGAGGCUGGUGCCUGGAGAACAACUUCCUGUUUGGGUGGGUGCUGAGAGAGAUGGGCUUCAGUGCCAUUACGUUGAGCUCUAGAGUUUUCAACAGUAUGCUUGGUGACUUUGGUCCUCUUGAUUCUCAUCUCAUUCACAAAAUCAUCAUUGAUGAUAAGGCUUACAUAGCUGAUGUCAGCUUUGGGGUGUCGUCACAGAUACGGGAGCCGCUGGAGCUCAUUUCAGGAAAUUAUCAAAUCCAAGCCGCAGGAGUGUUUUGUCUCAUUGACAAGGGGAACAUCUGGGUUCUGGAGAAGACAGGUAGAAAGCAAGAAGUUCUCAAUGCAGAAUUUGCCACAUCCAGCCUCGUGAACAGGAAGGAGACUAAGCAGAUCUACUGCUUCACCCUGGAGCCACGCGAGUCAGAAUAUUUUAUCGAUAAAAGCAACAGACUUCAGACAGAUCCUGCCUCGCUCUUCACUAAUAAGUCCAUCUGCUCGCUGCAGACGCCAUCAGGAUUUAGGGCUCUGAUUGGCUGGACCUUCAGCGAGGUCACAUUCAAACCCCAUAAAGGUGUCGAUGUCUUAUACAUGAGAAACACAACUGAUGAUGAGAUAGAGCAAGUUCUGAAGGAACUGUUUGGUAUAAAGUUGCAGAGAAAACUGAAACCUGUUAGCAACAAAACAUUCUACACACUCUAAAACACUCUUAAAACUACUUUAACACGUUAUUAGUUAUAUUUAUAUUCCUGUGUAGCAUAACUAAAACAUUACCAUGAUGAACACAUCUGUAUUUAUCGUCAAUUUAUCAAGGUCUUAUUAACUGUGCUCAUCAUGGAUCGUCCAUAAUGAACACCAUGUUCAGGCAUAAAGGUGUCCAUGUGUCCUCUUGGCACCAGGAUACCUUAGGCCGCAGCUCAAUAAUGAUCAUCUUUGUUGUCAUCCCACCUGAUCUACUGCCGCAUAUAUUGUACACUCGGUUGAAGAGAGGAGCGGAGCUGUAAACUGGCCACUAUCUGGUGGUGAGUUUGCUUCGAUUGUGGGGGAGGAUGCCAGUCAGACCUGGCAGGCCCAAACAUAUUGUGAAGGUCUGCUGGGAAUGUCUAGCGAAGUCUCCUGUCAGAAGGAACUUCAAUUCCCACCUCCAACAGAAUGUCCAAAAUGUUCCGGGGGAGGCAGGGGAUUUUGAGUCCUAGUAGGCCAUGUUCCAUGCCUACAUUGUAAAAGCAGGUGACCGGAACUGCGGCAGCAGGGUUGUUGGUGCCUGUAGUUGCGGCAACGACUCAAGCCCAUUGGUAGACUCCGGCUGUUAGGUAUGUCAAGCUGAAGAAAAAGUCCUAUUGCAUCUUUUUGGCCUGUGGGACCCCAGAGGCAGCUGAUAGUUACCUGCAGUCCAAGUGGAGUGCGGCCCGGGUGGUUGCAGAGGCAAAAACCUGGACGUGGGAGGAGUUCAGUGAGACCAUGGAGCAAGAUUUUGUAUGACUUCAAGGAGAUUCUGGUCCACCAUCAGCCUCAGGAGGGGAAAGCAGUGAGCUACCAACACUGUUGUAGUGGUGACGGUGUGCUGCUGACCUCGACUCAGGACGUUGUGGGUCAGUAAACAGAGUACUUUGAAGACCUCCUAAAUCCCACCGGCAGAUCUGCCCAGAGUUCGUAAAGGCUGGAUGUUGUAGGACUGUGUUGGCUGAAUAGGAAUUCUGCUAUAUUGUGUGGACAUUGGGGGCAGUUCCACUGAACUGGCAGAUUGGGUUGGGGGUAGAGUGUGUUCCAACUACAGGGGAAUCAUACUCCUGAGCCUCCCUAGUAAAGUCUAUUUAGUGGUUCUGGAAAGAAGGGCCCGUUGGAUUGUCGAACCUUGGAUUCAGGAGGAGCAAUAUGGUCUUCGUCCUGGCCGUGGAACACUGGACCAGCUCUAUACCCUUAGGAGGGUCCUGGAAGGUGCGUGGGAGUUUGCCCAACCAAUCUACAUGUUUUGUGGAUUUGGAAAAAGGUUUUCAACCGCAACCCUUGGGGGGCCCUUUGGGGGCUUACCAGGCCCUCUAAUACGGCUGUUAGGUCCCUGUACAACCGGUGUCAAAGCUUGGCUAACAGUGAGAGUUGGACUCCACCAAGGCUGCCGUUUGUCAUCGAUUCUGUUCAUAACUUUUAUGGACAGGAUUUUUAGGCACAGCCACGGUGUUGAGGGAAUCCAUUUUGGUGGCCUGAGGAUCAAGUCCCUGCAUUUUGCAGAUGAUGUGGUUGGCUUCAUCAAAAUUUCUCCGGCUUUCACAGCAGCAGUUUUCAGCUGACUGGGAAGCAGCUGGGAUGAGAAUCAGCUCCUCUAAAUCUGAUAAAGGGUAGAAUGCCUUCUCCAAGUCAGGAAUGAGGUCCUGCCUCAAGUGGAGGAGUUUAAGUAUCUCAGGCUCUUGUUCAAUAGUGAGAAAAAGAUGGAGCAUGAAAUCGAUAAGAAGAUAGGUGCUGCAUCUGCAGUGAUGCGGGCGUUGUACCGAUCUGUUGUGGUGGAGAGAGCUGACCCGGAAGGCAAAGCUCUUGAUUUACUGGUCGAUUUACAUUCCUACCCUCACCUAUGGUCACAAGCUUUUGGUACAGACCAAAAGAAUGAGACUGCAGAUACAAGCGGCCGAAAUGAGUAUUCUGCGCAGGGUUUCUGGGCUCUCCUUUAGAGAUAGGGUGGGAAGCUCAGUCAUCCAGGAUGGGCUCGGAGUAGACCCACUGCUCCUCGAGAGGAGCCAGUUGAGGUGGCUCGGGCAUCUGAUUAGGAUGCCUCCUGGACACCUCCCGGGUGAGGUUUUCCGGGCACGUCCAACCAAGAGGAGACCUAAAGGAAGACCCGGGCACUCUGGAGAGACUAUGUUUCUCUGCUGGCCAGGGCAUGACUUUGGAUUACCCCAGAAGAGCUGACCAAAGUGGCUGGGGAGAGAGAAGUCUGGGCCUCUGGACUUAGGCUGCUGCCCCCGCGACCCGACUCCGGAUAAGUGGACAAAAAUGAAUGGAGGGAUUAAAGUCUUACUAGUAUUUUGUUUAUUUACUCUUAAAAAAGUGUCAACAUUAAAUCUGUUAAUUGUGCAUUAUGAAGUAAAAAAAAAAAAUAAUAAGCCUGUUCAGUAAUUACCGUAGUAUAAAGUAUCCUUUAUUCAUUUUUUUUGUGUGACAUAAAUAGUAUUUAGGGUCCAGGUCUCACUCCACUCCAGUUGGUGGCAGUAAUGCUCCAAGAAGAACAAGAAGAAAGAAAAGUUCUAGUCUUUGUUUUUAAUCAUAGAUGCUUAUUUACACAUCUAUAUUUUUAAUCCUCUUGGGAAUCAUAAUAUUAAGGUGAUGAAAUGAGGAGGCAUUUUAAAAGUGACAAUUGUUACUUAGUAGAAACAUCUACUGAAUUAUUUCAAAAUAAAAUGCUUAUGACAUUUUGAUAUAAGCAACAGGGAAACUUGCUCUAACAGUAUUUUACUCCUUUUAUUUAGCUAAAAACAAUUAAAAACCCUUUUAAGGAAAAAAACUGUGAUAUUAAGGCAGUUUCGAAAAAAUCACCCAACAGUGGCAAAAUUGAUGCUAUAAUCCCAGUUUGCUGUGUAAAAAACACAAUGUUAUUUAAUUAUGAGCAAAACAUAUCAAAGAAAUAAUAAAUGUGGGGGAAAAACAUUUAUUUUCAUGUACCUGAAUUUUACUUUUUUUAAUUAUCAUUGUCUAAGUGUGUUAUUGGUCUUUGAUCUAAUAACUAAUUAAUUUAUGUUUGAUUAGAAAUUAUAGGCUGGUAAAAUUUUGUAACUAAGUAAAUAUAUUUAUUAACUAUUAUUAAUUUAUGAAUUAAAUCUCUCAUCUACUGUGUAUGUAGUUCAUCCCGUGGCCACUAGAUCUGAUAUGUUUAUAAGGCUGCAGCUUUAGCUGCUAAUAUAUUCCUUAUGAGCUUUCUCAUUGGAAUUCCUUUCUUUUGUUACUGAUAUUAUUUAGAAAAGAGUAUGGGCCGUUCCGAACAAGUAUUUUGGAACAAAAAAGGUCAAAGAAAUGUAAUUCAAAAUACUUCAUAAAUCUUAUCCUGCAAAUAAUUAUACGUUUAAGAGUGAUAUUGAUGUGAACUGCUGUUUUUGUGGAAGCCACCCUGAAACUGUUCAGCACCUCUUUUAGAUGUGUUCACAUGCUACAAUGUUUUGUACAAACUUUAGCAGCUUUAUUAUUGGAGCACUUCAUUUUUAAAUGGGAAGAUGUAAUAUUUUUUCGCAAGAACAGAAAGGAAGAUAUACGUAAUUCAUGUGUUUCUUAUUGCUUCUUGUAUUGUUCAGCACUUGGACAUCCGAUAAGGUUCUGGAAGGGGCUUCAUAAAUAAAGUGAAAUGAAAUGAAGAAGAGUAUAUAAAAAUAUGAAAAAGUUGCUAAGUAUCCCUUUUAAAUUAUUCUUUUUUUUUUACCAUCCAUCCAUCCAUCCAUUUU
Messenger RNA from Nothobranchius furzeri (turquoise killifish), 4948 nucleotides. Its product is annotated as arylamine N-acetyltransferase, pineal gland isozyme NAT-10-like. NCBI's taxonomy places the organism in Eukaryota, Metazoa, Chordata, Actinopteri, Cyprinodontiformes, Nothobranchiidae. The record is from RefSeq and is a predicted model, not a curated record. Gene Ontology annotation, molecular function: arylamine N-acetyltransferase activity.